Molecule: messenger RNA, 4706 nt
Organism: Silurus meridionalis
Lineage: Eukaryota; Metazoa; Chordata; Actinopteri; Siluriformes; Siluridae
Gene: stk36
Product: serine/threonine kinase 36 (fused homolog, Drosophila)
Exons: 21
Coding region: 459-4370 (1303 amino acids)
Biological process (GO): protein phosphorylation
Cellular component (GO): cytoplasm
Molecular function (GO): protein kinase activity; ATP binding
Source: RefSeq, a predicted model, not a curated record
UUAAAGACAAAUAACUAGUUACUGUACAGAUUGUAAUAAAUCCAUUGAUAUUUAAACAUUUGACUCGCCGGGACUGAGUUGGAUUUCGCUUUACGGCAGGGGUGUACAAUCUUUUCCACAAAGGGUCGGUGUGGGUGCAAGUUUUCAUUAAACACCUGAUUAUCCCUUUGAAAAUUAAGAUCUACACAGGGGGAAUCUGGUGUGGCUUGGGUGAAAUGAAAACCUGCACCCACACCGGCCAUUCGUGGGAAAUAUUAAACACCCCUGCUUUGUGGACUUGACCUCUACUGGGCAGGGCGAGUCGUUACUGUGACGCCAAAAGCGUUGCUAAGCGAAGGCCCCCGUAAUGAAAUGGCAAACAUAGUACACCUCCGCAUCGCCUGAGUUAAACAUAUCGAUUGCUACGAUUUAGUUUUACAAAGAGAUUGAACGAAAAUAUAUCGGAUGAGCUUUUGCUAAUGGUCGUGAUGGAGAACUACCAUGUUUUGGAGAUGAUAGGCGAAGGCUCAUUUGGGCGAGUGUACAAAGGUCGUCGGAGGUUUAACGGCCAGGUUGUUGCUUUAAAGUUCAUCCCUAAAAUGGGCCGCUCUGAAAAAGAACUGCGGAGCCUGAAGAGAGAGAUUGAGAUCAUGCGAGGUCUCAAGCAUCCAAACAUAGUCCUGCUUCUGGACAGUUUCGAGACACAAUCGGAGGUGGUAGUGGUGACCGAGCUUGCUGAAGGCGAAUUGUUUCAGAUCCUGGAGGAUGAUGGAAGCUUACCUGAGAACCAGGUGCGUGAGAUAGCUUGCCAGCUGGUAUCUGCCCUGUAUUACUUGCACUCCCAUCGUAUAUUGCACCGCGACAUGAAACCGCAGAACAUCCUUCUGGGCAAAGGGGGUGUGGUGAAGCUCUGUGACUUUGGAUUUGCUCGGGCCAUGAGCGUGUCCACACUGGUGUUGACCUCCAUAAAGGGAACUCCAUUGUACAUGUCUCCAGAGUUGGUGAAAGAGAAACCCUAUGACCACACAGCUGACCUUUGGUCUUUGGGUUGCAUUCUUUACGAACUCCACACGGGGGCGCCGCCGUUCUACACCAACUCAAUCUUUCAGCUCGUACAGCUGAUCGUCAAGGAUCCGGUCAAAUGGCCAGACAAUAUGAGCCAGGGCUGCAUGAGUUUUCUAAAUGGUCUUUUAAAUAAAGACCCUCAGAAGAGGCUCACUUGGCCUGGGCUGCUUCACCAUCCGUAUGUUGCAGAUGGAGUCAUAGUUUUGCCAGAUGAGGGUUCGUGCAGCCCCCUGACCAUAACGCCCAGUCCCGACAUCCAGGCCAUGAAGCAGCAGCAGGUGGCAGAAAAAUCGGCACCUCGCAGUGAAGAGGGCAAAUUACUGCGCAGAGCCAGAGACAUGCAAGACAAAAAGCAGAAGAAUAAACAGGACCAGACGAAGAAUGGCAAAGCGCUUAUCAACCAGCCUCGCACCAAAACUGCCCCGGCUGGAGAAGCCCCCACCAGCAGUUAUUCAUUGGGCAGCACCUUUACAGUGUGUCGAAAUUCAGCUCAUCCACCAGCCAAUCAGCAUCAAGCCAAUGACAUUGGUGUUGCCAGGGUGAAUUCGGCUCCGUGUAAGGGCCCCAUCAGCAGGGACUAUGAGAGAGAGUUUCCUUCAGUGGAGGUGGGACCGAGGCUGCUGAUGAGAUGCUCUAGAUCUGGACACUCCAGCUUGGCUUCUGUUAGGAUGGACAGUGAUGAGCAAGAUGUUAACAGUGAUGAUGAGUGGCAGCGGUUGGCUGAAGUGACAGAUCACACGUCUGUGCCCAUGGAUGCCCACAUGCAUCAGAAACUGUGGAACAAGCUUUUUGGAUGCAAGGAGCAGCUCCUUAAUGGGAAGUUGGAAGAGCCUUCCACUAUUCUUCAGCUUCUUAAGAUUCUCACUAACAUCAUUCUGACCUCGAACCCCGCUGAUGCCCGGAGAAUUAGCGAGGAGACAGACGCGCUUCAAAUUUUAUUUAGUCUGAUUGAGGUGAUGCUUGGCAGUGCUGAAGUCAUGAAGAAGCCGUGGAGCGAGAGGGUGCUGGGAGAGCUGACGGCUGUGCUUUUGCCGAUUUGGGAGAUUCAGCCUGACUGGCGAAUGAAGGAGACGAGGGCUGAGGAUUUGUGCCAGCUGUUGAUAUCAUUAUUUCUCGAUCCAAACCCAAACACUCUGGCACCACAAGCAGCUGCAAUCCUGAGUCUGUUUGUUCACUACGGUGUGUGUGUUAACAUCCACAUGGACAGACUUACGGCUCUUUUGGAGAAUCUCUUGUCAGGACCAGAGGAGCCUCAUUACCCUUUACCUCCUGGUUGGGGCAUGUGCGACGGUGUCCUGGAAUUAAUUCUUUAUUUUCUCUCUGAGAGUGAAAGCAGUGCUCUGUAUGAUUUUCGGAUCUCUGAGGUUUGGUGUCACUUGUGGACUAAAGUUGGCACAAUUCUAGAAAGCACAGCAGCCAAACCUGAUUUUCUUUCAGUUGAUGGUCUCUCUGUCCUUUUAUCUAUCGCUCUGCUCGCUUUCUCCACUGAGCCUUAUGAUUGCCUACUCCUGUAUUUUGAGGAUGACAAAAAGCUUAUUCGCAUCCUCGCUCGUCUCUUGACUACUGAUAGCAGCUCAGCACCACUUAAAAGGGGUCUCCUGUGGGGCGGCUCUGAUAUGAAUAGUCUAGCCAUGAUGAGCUGCCAGUUACUGUGCUUUCCAUUCGCUGUGGAGCUGCCCCAGGAGAAAAUGGUGGCGAUUCUGCACUCGUAUCAAAGCCUAAAUGUUGUGGAAAGCUUAGUUCAGGUGAUUCAGCUCCAAUCCCCUGCUCUUUUAGAGCUUCCACUUUCUCUGUUGCGCCGUCUUUGCCUGUCCUCCCCUAAGUAUGCUGUUCCAAGCUUCAUCAGAACAGCUCAAGUCUGUGGGUUUCUUCCCCAGAGUACAUCAUCCGACCAAACCUUAAAUAAUCUUAACCAGUCUGGGAGUGCAGCAGACCAACCAAGACUUAACGGCACCCCACAUAAUAAAAAGUUACAAAUGGUCAGAAUUUGUGGGGAUCACCCUACGAGAAACACCGACAUAAUAAAAGGGAGUAUAAAUAAAAGUGGGGACACAAGGGAUCCUCCUAACAUGCACUGCCAGGUAUCCAAAAGCAAGUCUGGGAAGGUGAGAGAAAGAGGCUUUCAUUCCAAGAUCAAACAAGAUCUAAAAAUUCUCAGCAUAGAACACCUUCAAGAUAGUAUGGAGCAACACAGCGAUGGUGUUGAGGAGCUUCUAGACAGCCUAGAGUUAGACAAAGGCUUCUCAGACCAUCUCAUACACCUCACAGCACGGCACAAGAGCAACACAAGCUGGAUUAUUGACAGUUUAGAACAGCCAAAGAACUGCAAAGGUCACACUACUGUAAUUAAGAGUUGUCCUAAAGAAUCAGAGGUCAAAGGUCAGCCUCCUCAGCCUAAAAUUAGGACAGCAAGUUCUCUCUUGUCUAUGCUGCUACAGACUGAAUCUUUGUUUGGGUGUGCUGUGCAACUUCUGGGUUUGCUCUGUCAGACUUGCACACCUGACUCCACCCUCUUUGCCAUGCCCGUGGACCCGGUCGUGCUCCGAGCUACUCUAUGCCACUAUGAUGACGGAGUUCGAGAAGCCGGCUGUGACCUCUUGACUUGCCUAGAACCAGAUUUGGGACCCGUCUCUCCUAGGUCAAAUGUAGGACCAAACUGGACCAUUGAACCAACAUUGUUCAAGGAUUUGCUGAGCCGCUUGUCUGAUUCUGCACCUUCUGUACGCAGAAGUGCUUGUAAGGCUUCGGUAAAGUGGCUAGACAUGAUGAGAAAGACUAAAGUGUCAUCAAAGAGAAACCAGCAUUUACAGCAAGGGUCUAAGUGCAGGAGGGGAACCGUCAGUGCUCCAGCCGUAACAGGCAGAGAAAGAAUGAGUAUCACACAACAAACAAAAAGCAACUCCGUCCCUUUCUUAGGUUCUAUGGGUACUUAUAUAGAGGGGGAAGAGUGGCUCAAAGUCGCUAUGGGAGCAGCAUCUCCAGCAGUUUCUCUCCUCUCAGAUUCUGAUGCCAUCAUUCGGCGACAAGGCUGCAUCAUCCUAGGGAGCAUGGCUGCCAUUACAGGAGGUGAAAGAGCGUUGAUGAGCGCAGACGCUCCCCAUCAACUCCUGCGCCUUGCCCGUGCCGACUCCCAUCAUGCAGUGCGGCGUCAAGCCUUGUCCGCCCUGUGUGCAUUUAGUCAACAGGACGCACUGCAGCAGGCUCUGAAGUCCAUUGAAGCCGAGCUUCAACUCCACCAUAUAUCCCAGAGUUCUUCACUUCCGAGCAAUUACAGAUGGAUGGGUCAAGCCAAGGCAGAACAUAAUGUAGACUCAACACCUGGGUAAACAUCAGUGUAAUUAAUAUAAUGCAAGGUUAAUUAGUGGAUUGCCAUGGACAUUUCUGUGAUAUUGAGAGUGUCAGGGCAGAUGUCAUUCUAAAUUCUCUUCACAUCAGUUUAUUGUUCAUGUACAGUUUUUUUUUUGUUUGUUUGUUUUUCAGGCUAUGAGGUUGGGUUUGUUUGUUGACAUAGAUUAAGCCUGUAAUGUAAACAAUCCCAUUGACACUGUGAUCGACUCUAGCCUUUACUUGUAUGCUGCAGUUUUAAAAUAAAAUUAUAUAUAUGUAAUAUAUAAGUAUGUAAUGUUCCUUUUUUUUCAUGCUAAUAAUAAUGAUAGUAAUAU